GGGUUCAGUCAUCUCGCGCCAGCCGAGCCACGCGCACUCGCUAGUUUCACGUUCUGGGCUCGGUGAAAGACUCUCUCUCAGCUCGGACGCGUUUACCAUUCUCGCGUCCUCCGCGCUACCAUCUUCUACCCCUUUGUCAACCCGGGGAUGAAUCGCGCCGCGUUCUCGUUAUCCUUCUCCAUCGACUUUCACCGUGUCGCGUUCGAGCCAGGAUCCUAACGCCUGGUCGAUGGACAGCUAAGACCCACGGACGGAACCAGACCGCCCCCUACGGACGGAAGCCACGGAACACCCCCACUUCUUGUCGAUCCAAACCGCCCCCACCCAAGUGGCACAGUGGAGAGUUCCGCGCUCGAGUGGAAGGCACACCGGGUACCGAGUUUCACGGGUGGAGAACCCUCGGAUACGUCGCGAUCAUCCCCCCAGCACAUCACCGACCAACGGUGGAGCUCGCGCGGAUAAGCAAAUUUCACGGAAAAACGGAAACUAAAACGUUCGCGUUUAGUUUUUGCGACGUUAUCGUAUCUGUUUGUUGGUGCACGCGCGUCUACAACCCCCACCCUUAUCCGGACGAAUCUGCCACCAUCGGUAGAAAAACAAACCCUCUCCCCACCCACCCACGCACCCACCCUCUCCUCGAGGAACUGGAGAACCAGCCAGCGAAGAGAGGACAGUGGCAUCGCGAUGAUGCCUCGCGAAUUCUCGACUUGUCGCGGCUAGCGGAAGAAAAUGAUGAUAUACUACGCGAGGGGUGGUGAAUCGGUCACGGUGUCGCGUUCGUCGCGUUGAAUAAGUGAUAAACACCCGGUUCGGGUUGGAUGACAGUGCGACGCUCGGGAAACGAGGCCAGUGAUUUUUCGUGGACGGUGUGAAUAUUUUGGCCGUGUGAUAUUUAUUAUUUUUCGUGACAAGUGUGCUCUCUCUCUCGAAGAAGAAGAAUAAGAAUAAGUUACGAAAUCUUCGCCGACCUUGCUGUGAACCUCUCUAAUUAAACUGUUAGAUGUGAUUUGAAAAACGAUGCCAAAGCGAUCCACGAACCUAGACAACCGUUACUGUCGCGAUAGUGAACGAUGAGACACGGUGACACGAGUCCUUCGAGCUGGAAAAGCUAAUCGUCGCGACGAAUGAACCACGAGGAUCAACCAUUUCAUCGCGAUUUCAGCAGGUUCGGUGCUGCUUCGUCGAGGACUAUGGUCGCCAAAGAAGAAACACGACGAGGCAGGAACGAGGAUACUCGUUGAGAAAAGUCGAGGAUGCAUUGAGGAGCCGGCCGGUUCAGGAGAUUCGAGAUGUCCGCCGUAACGAGCCCGUAUGGCCCCACGGAGAUGCUUUCCGAUUCGGUGUACAACUACGCGACGCCCCGACGAGGGACCGCCGAUCAGGACAGCGACUCCCAGUACGAGACUCAGGCCCAGCUGCAGAUCACGAGCAUGCAAAAGCCGCGAAACAAACGCAAGAACUUUAAACCGAUCAGCAGCCGAAUGGUCGAGGUGUCGGACGAGUCUGAGAAGGAGGACGAAGAGCUGGAGGCGAUGGAGGAAAGUUCCAGCGAGAUAUUGGAGUACGAGAGGAAGACCAUGUUGUUGCCAGCCGAGGAAAGGUCUAAACAACGAUUGAAUAACAACGAGGUCAGUCCUAUGGACUUGUCCGUGACUAACACGAGACCGCCGUCGUCAGAAGCCGACGACGACAGCGGUGAUUCCCUCAGGCAUAAGUUCAUCCUGGAACAACUCAGGUCUCAGAAGCUUUACUCACCUGGUACCGAGGCUAGGAGUCCGAACUCUGACUCCUCGGACAAGAGCGGUAGCGGUGUGCUGGAUACGGAAUCGGGUCGUUUAGACGAUACCACCUUCGACGAUGAUCGGGGACAAGAGGUAGACGGCGAGACGGAGUGCGAGGAGAGGAAACCUUUCGAGGGAAUGAGGGAGUACGCUGAAUCGACGAUGCAGGAGCUGUUGGCGAUCUACGGAUUGGCGGGAGGAGAAUUGGCCAAGUCGGUGAGCAGACAGCUACCGCCGACCUUCCUGAACCCGGCGACUGGUCAUCCUCACGGGAAGGUGAAGGUGAAAGAAGAGAAGGAUGCUUCGUCGAUGGCGCCAGGAAGCCCUCCGACGCCACCUCACACCCCCCAAAGUCCACCCCGACACAAUCCACCCCCUAGUAACCUAUCUCAAUCCUGUCAAACAUCAAACACCAAUUCUCCUAGCCUUCAACAACAACAGCAGCAGCAGCAGCAGCAACAGCAAGAAUCGCAUCAGCAACAACAACAGCAACCGCAAUCCCUUCAUGCAAUGGCGAACUCACCCCUGAGUCAGAUUCUGGUACAGAACCCGGCUCUUGCUCAACUACUACAACAGAAUCCAGCCAUUCUGUCGCAAAAUCCGCAAUUGGCACAGUUACUACAGCAAAAUCUUCAAGUUCAGAUGGGCAGCGUCCUUUUCCAGAACGUCAGGAGGGAGGAACCUGAAGAGUCGAGGGUACCGCCGACAAUAGCGAGCCUGGCGGCGAUGAAGGUGGAGGCAGCUGACCCGAAGGUUUCCGCGUUACUGAGACAAAGCAUGUCUCCGGUUGCGGACACCUUGAUCGGUAGCUCGAAAAGCUCCGUGUCACAGCCUAUAAUCGAUUACUCCCGAUACGUGAGGAGGUACUCGUCGGGUCAAGAAUGCGGUAGCUCGUAUUGUAAGGAGCUCGGUUGCAGAGAACAUUUUCACUGUUUGGAUUGCAGUGGUAGGGUGUUUGUGAAAAAAGAAGAAAUGAUCAGGCAUUUCAAGUGGCACAAAAAGAGGGACGAAUCUUUGCAGCACGGCUUCAUGAGGUACUCGCCGACGGAUGAUUGCUCGGAGAGGCAUCCGGGUCGUGCAUGCCCGCACAAUAGAAAACAGACCCACUACCACUGUAUCCAUGAGAAUUGCGAUAAGGUUUACAUAUCGACGUCGGACGUGCAGAUGCACGCCAACUAUCAUCGCAAGGAUUCGGCUAUCAUUCAAGAAGGUUUCCAGAGAUUCCGCGCGACCGAGAGCUGUGCUACCGAUCACUGUCCCUUCGCUGGUCAACGGACUACGCACUUCCAUUGUCGGCGACCUGGCUGCCGGUUCACCUUUAAAAACAAGGCUGACAUGGACAAACACAAAUCGUAUCAUAUCAAAGACGAGCAGUUGUCCCGCGACGGAUUCAAGAAGUUCAUGAAGUCCGAGGCGUGCCCCUUCGAGCAGUGUCGUUUCUCUCGGGUAUGCAAUCACAUUCACUGCAUACGACCACACUGUAGCUACGUUCUUCAUUCUUCCGGUCAGCUGUUCUCCCACAAACGGAAACACGAACGGCACGAGUCCGAGCUGGCUUACAGAAAGUACAAACAAAUCAGCGCGGUCGGUGGAAUACGACCUUCCGGUUCCUGGCCACCGGACGACGUCGGUGCCCAGAAUCUUUCUCUAAGUCUGAACGGUGAAAGCUCGAACGAAGACAGAGGCUCGCCGUCUUAUUACUCGUUCGACGAUUCCUUCCAAAGCGGAAGCGAUCUCGCGAUGGAUCUAACCGCACCCACCACCACCACCACCACAGUCAGCGCCAGUGGUAGCUCCACCGUGACCAUUGAACAACCGCAACUUCAACAGCCACAGCAACAUCAACACCAACACCAGCAGCAGCAGCAACAGCAACAGCAACAGCAACAACAGAGUCAACAACUCACCGCCACGGAAUUGGCCUAUUUGGUACCUGCGACAGGUGAUUGUCCUUGUCAUCUGGGCAGGGAACAUCAUCAUUGCGGUCUGGAUCGUUGCGGGACAGCGUUAAAGGACCCUCGCGAAGUCAGAGAGCAUUUGAGAGAGCACGAGACUCAGGAACGAAUCACGGACGCCUUCUUCGAGGAGGGUGGUUGCGACGAUAAUUGUCCGUACGCCGACAAAGAGAAACAUUAUCAUUGCAAUUGGGAAAACUGUCGCGAGGUAAUUCUCUCCACCGACAAACCCUUUCGUCGUCUUCAACAUUACAAAAUUCACGAGUACAGCAGACAAUUGAACCUCUCGUGCUCCUCCCACGCCUUGUCCUCCGACGUUACGUUGACCCACCUGACGAACAUCGAUGCCAUGUUCAGGCGGAAGAGAGGCAGACCACCGAAAAAUCGGGUGAUAGAGAUCUGGUCCGGUGGUGAUCCAGCCACGCAUACACACGAUUCCCCGCAGGCCAUCUUUACCAGCUUCAAACUACCAAAACCUCAGACGCCGAAUUUGACGGUGAAUCCGAUGACGGAGGAUCGAGAGGGAAGCGUCUCGCCGUCCAACAGCCUCGGCGAAGCUGACGGCUUCUCGACCUAUAAUCCUGAUGGAUGCCCGGAUCCGGCUUGCGUUCUACGAUCCAGCAGGCAUCAUCAUUGUUCGCAGCCAAGGUGUCACUUCUCUACCGAUAGACCCGAUCAAUUGCUGAUGCACAGCAAAGACUUUCACGAUAACGUCGACAUACCGCCGGGCUUUGCCUUCUUCGAUAAGAUGGUAGAUUGUCGACUGGCCGGUUGUCACAGUAAUCGCGUUAAUCGGCAUUUCCACUGUACCAGACCAAACUGCGGCUACUCGUUCGUCAGAUACUCGACCAUGGCGAUGCACGAGAAACAGCACGCUGGUCACACCGAUGCCGUUGGGGGCCAGGAAUCCUUCUCUAACCACGAGUCUCACACGCAAGUCCAACCGGCGAUUAUACAGGAAACGAAGCCGAGGAUUCAGGUGAAGAAUCCUGCUGAACUUAUCGAGAAACCCGAAGACAGCAACAACUUGACCGUUACCGGCCCCGCCGCCGACAUGGAGAAUAGAUCGAUGAUGGAGGAGAAAGAAGCAGAGAUACCCAGUCCGGAUGGCAACAAGACUACCGUGGUGAGGGCGGCAGGCACCUAUUAUCCGGUCAGCGGACCGCCAAGUGAACCCGCACUUCCGGGCGUCGUGCUAUCCAUGCGAACUUCCGUGCACCAAGAAUCUCCGGUUCUUCCAUCCACAAGUUCGGCCUCGCCGCACACCUUGUACGGACCGGAGCAAAGCUGUAGCAGACCGUUCUGUAAACUGAAACGCAAGAAUCAUUAUCACUGUAACGCGUGCAAUCAAGCGUUCUCCGAGUUGGACCGACUGGUGGCUCACAUAGCCAAACACUCGACAGGUGCCAUUCUUAGUCAACAGCAACACGAGCUGGCUAGUCAGCCACCUAAUCAGCUGCAGCACGAUUAUCUGGCACAGUUGUCGCAGAAGCACGACUUCAUGGCGCAGAACGCACAAAUGGCACAGAACAUUCAGAACUUUCAAAAUCAGAUGCAACGUCAGAUGCAGCAAACUCUCGGUCAAAUGAGCCAACAGACCCAAGCGAAGGAGGUGAAAAUGGAACCUGCGAGGUGCGGCUCGGACGUUGGCGUGCAAAAUGUACCGAACGUGAAAAGGGAGCCUAGCGAACUGAUCAGGGACGAGGGGGGUAACAAUUCGGUGAUGGACAGCAACGAAAACGGUCAAUUGUCUCAACCGGGUAUAGCGGCGAACGUUCAGCAAUCCCCUGUCCCUACCAGCUUCGAGCUGGACCUUAGCCACGGAUUUCAUUUUCCUAGCCCAGCCGUAAUGGCCGCUAUGAAUCAGCAGAUCGCUUUAAUGAAUCAAGCCCUGCCACCCUUCCUCCAGCAUGGCGGCAUGUACACAGGUGGACCAGGGCUGAUGUUCGCGCCCGGUCUACCUCCGACCAACUUUCUACCUCCUGCCAGAGACGAGAAUCCUUUGGCUUCUCUGGCCGCGAACCUGAACUUGAACAAGAGAUCCUUGUCUCCGCCGGACAGUAACUCACCCGAGGCGAAGAAACAGAGGCUUCAUCACUCGAUGCGGAUGCUGAAGGACGAACCUGUACCCGAGGGAUACGUUAGGUUCCGAUUCAACGAGGACUGCAGGUAUCCCCACUGUGGUUACAGGGAACACCAGACCCAUUUCCAUUGCAUGCGACAAGACUGCGGCUACUCGUUCUGCGACAAGACGCGUUUCGUCCAGCACACGGCCAGACACGAGCGGCUAGACACCCUGAUGGGUGGUGAUUUUCAACAAUACAGGGCUAACGUCCCUUGCGGUCGGGCUCAGUGCGCGUACACGUCCUCGUUAGGCUCGAUGCAGAACAAAGCGUCGCACUUUCAUUGUUUAAAGUGCGACUUUGUCUGUACAGAUACGAACAAGGUGGUCGCUCACAGGCGGCAACACGCGAAAUUGGACAGCAUCGCUGCGGCAGGCUUUCAAAAAUUCACCCCCAGUCAACCUUGCGGUGGCGUUCAGUGCCAGCAUUCCGGUAAACAGACGCAUUAUCAUUGUCUGCAAUGUCAGUACGCUGUGCUCGGUUUGGCACAAAUGUCCGCCCACAAGUAUCGACACAUGGACACAUAACGACGUACAGAUAAGUUGAAGGGUAUUCGAGAAAGAUACAAUUGACUCUGGUCCCCGUGUAGACAUUCCCUGAAGACUUCUUCAGCCGCCCUCGAUGGCUCUAGACAAAUAAUAUGAGCCAAAGAAGAGGAAACGGCCGGCUGCUGGAUCCGAUAUCGAUGAAUUUUGGAUCGCACAGAUGUAAUCUGAUCAAGGACUGACGAAUAUAAAAGACAAUUUCAUUGAUGCUCCCUCUGUAUAGACAUUCCCUGACGGAAUUGCUAGGCGAUUGUCGAUGGACUCGCGAUGCGAACGUUUCCACGACCAGCUGGAUGAUUAGGAGCAGCCCAAUCGAGGCCUAGUCAUUAAUCUUCAGCCGUGUUCUCGACCAGAAGGAAUCGAUAGCUUGCUCGGCGUUCUCGUAUGGGCCGAAACAACAACCAUAUCGAUCGAUGCAUCGAUGACUUCGUACUUACGAGAGAAAAAAAGAGAGAAAGAGAGAGAGAGAGAGAGAGAGAAAUAUUUAUUAUAAUUGAUCGACGAUUGAUCUCGGAAGAUCGAAAACCUGAAGGAAUAGCGCGAUCAUUCUCGAAUCGUUUAAUUGAUUAUUCGACGAGAACGAGAAGAAGACGAAGGAUGAACUUGGCGUAGAACCGUAGACAAUAAGACGGACGACAAGUCUAUCGUAUAGCUUUAGCGCGAAGAUAAAAGACAAACUAUAAUAUUUAAUAGAAGAAAAAGACCUUGUACAUUUCCUUUCCCUCUUUUCCUUUAUCCCUUCUUUUUUCUAUUUGUCUUCUCUUUAUUUUCUUCUUUUUUUUUUUCUAGUAUCGUUCGUGUACCCUCCGCGUGGUGCAAAAGUAGUCGUCGCGACGACUUAGAUCCUAAACUAGAUAGUUAAUAUAUUAUGUACAGAGGAGAAAAAGAACUGACACGAGAGAGAACAAGAUCGAACGGAAUCGCUCCGGUUCGUGAAAAAAAUGAUUUAAUCGAGAGGACAAUGAAACUUUUUGCUGUAAACGAGUCCUAGAUGAGAAAGAGUCAUCGCCAGCAAGCAAAGGCAAGUCAAAAUGAAAAAGAUAAUCGUGCUUACGUGUGACAGCGUGUCUAGUCCAUUGCAUCAUCGAUGAUUUAACAAGAUAAACUAGGAUAUAGUCUGUCGUUGCCACGACAAAUUGAUAUCGGAUCGAUUCCUGAUGAACCUUCAACCGGUUCACGAUCAACGAUCCAUUCAUCGACGAUGCAAUGAUUUUUUUUCUACGAUCAUCCAUAAUCUUUUGUUUUCUAUUUUUUUUUUCUUCUUUUUCUUUUUAUUAUUCAUGAGUUCCCUCUCUCUCUCAUCGAUCAGACGUAUCGUAACGAAUCGUACUAAAGAUUAUACGCUUUCAAGGAGGGUACGCGGUUUCUUCGUUAAUCGUAUUUACAGAACAGUAUUGAUAAAAUAAAAACCGAGAGUUAACAAAAAAGACUGCCAUCCGAGAGGAGACAGAGCGAACAGACAUUUCGCUUUCGGGCAACCGUUGCUUGCUGGACAGAAGAUGGACGUUUUGUGAAAUGAAAAAUGUACACACGAGACACGGUAACGAAUGAACGCAUGCGUCACGAACGAGAUAGGGUCGACGACGAUACGAUUUUCUAUCAUUUUAUUUCUGUGCGAUUAGGGACUGUUCGAUUGCCUUCGAUUCUUCGAUAAUUUUAACUACUUAACAUGCAUCGUUUUCAGUGAAGGUUUCACGGUAAAUAAAUUGGCAAUAAUUUUCUUAAUCGUAACGUCUUUGGCAUCGACGAAUAGCAUGAUCUACCGAAAAAAAAAAAAACA
Molecule: messenger RNA, 8184 nt
Organism: Osmia lignaria (orchard mason bee)
Lineage: Eukaryota; Metazoa; Arthropoda; Insecta; Hymenoptera; Megachilidae
Product: zinc finger protein castor homolog 1
Biological process (GO): regulation of neuron differentiation; positive regulation of transcription by RNA polymerase II
Cellular component (GO): nucleus
Molecular function (GO): DNA-binding transcription factor activity, RNA polymerase II-specific; RNA polymerase II transcription regulatory region sequence-specific DNA binding
Source: RefSeq, a predicted model, not a curated record